AUGGUGCAUCAGUCACAACUCUACCAUGACGUGAAACAUUUCAUCAAAAACGACUCGAAUGCCUCGUUCCUCGCGGGAGGGAUAGCCGGGGCGGUGUCGCGGACAGUGGUGUCGCCGUUUGAGAGAGCCAAGAUCUUGCUACAGCUACAGGGGCCAGGCUCGCAGCAGGCGUAUCAUGGGAUGUUCCCCACGAUAGCGAGAAUGUACCGCGAAGAAGGCUGGAGAGGGUUGUUCCGGGGCAACACCUUGAACUGCAUUCGGAUAUUUCCCUACAGUGCGGUCCAGUUUGCCGUUUUUGAAAAAUGCAAGGAUAUCAUGUUGAAAUACCGAGCUCGACUGCAGUCUCAUUCACUUCAGCCUUCGGAGCCAUCCACUUCGCAGCAAUUGAAUGGCUACGAGCGGCUAUUUGCUGGCUCCCUCGCGGGCAUCGCGUCAGUGGCAGUGACGUAUCCGUUGGACUUGGUGCGUGCGAGGAUCACCGUGCAGACAGCCUCGUUGAAUCGGCUCAAGAAGGGGAAAUUGGCUAAAGCGCCCACAGUGUGGGUCACACUCAAAGACGUCUACAAACACGAAGGAGGCUUUUUGGCGCUUUAUCGAGGAAUCGUGCCCACCACGUUGGGGGUCGCGCCAUACGUCGCGAUAAAUUUCGCCUUGUAUGAGAAACUUCGCGAGUACAUGGACCAAUCCGCACGAGACUUUUCAAACCCGAUAUGGAAGCUUUCCGCUGGUGCGUUCAGUUCAUUCGUGGGCGGUGUUCUAAUCUACCCAUUGGACGUCUUGAGAAAGAGGUACCAAGUUGCCAGCAUGGCUGGAGGCGAGUUGGGGUUCCAGUACCGAUCCGUUGGCCAUGCUCUUUACUCAAUGUUUAAGCAUGAAGGUUUCUUUGGUGCAUACAAGGGUCUAACUGCUAACUUGUACAAGAUUGUCCCCUCCAUGGCUGUGAGUUGGCUCUGUUAUGACACCUUCCGCGAAUGGAUAAAGAAAUGGUGA
Molecule: messenger RNA, 990 nt
Organism: Lodderomyces beijingensis
Lineage: Eukaryota; Fungi; Ascomycota; Pichiomycetes; Serinales; Debaryomycetaceae
Source: the annotation of a GenBank genome assembly